AUGCAGCGCAGUGGUGCUCCUCCGAAUUCACCGCGCGCUUCGAAGGUCGGCUCGCCGAAAUACUCGUUCGGCGUGGGGUCAGGUGGAGGCACGGGCGAAGAGGAGAAUGGGAAUGAGGAAAACGCGAACGGAAGUGACAUCGACGACAUCAUCGAAGGCCGUCUCCGACCAGGUACUCCAAAUGUUUGCUGGGCUUCCGAUGGCUUCAACGGGAACAAGAUGGUGGAUGUGAAUUUAACUGAUGAACAGAACAGCGGAGAACAUUUUGGGCAACAGCAGCAAGUCCUAGGAGAAGAACGCCAGCAGGAGAAUUUCCUGACAUGUUUCACUUAUAACAAUGAAGAAAGAAACAAGAUCACCGUGCAAUGCGGAGAAGCUCGAGUAGACGCCCUUGACCUUCGCCGAUGUGUGGAUCUCACGAUGAGAGAAUGUCACCAUGUGACUAAAGCUGAACUUGCGCUUAAUGAGCACACUACGGGCAUGUCAUCGCAUACCACUGACAUAGAAACUAGAAACGUUGUACUCGUUUUCCUCAGACAUACAUUUACGUCAGAUGACAGUUUCUGGCUCAAAGAGGGUCGUCGCGCAAUCAACUCAAUACUUGAAGAAACUCAGAACGACAAUGUGGCGAAAAACAUAAUUCUCUUCAUCGGAGACGGUCUCGGAAUCACAGUAUCUACAGCAGCUCGGAUUUAUAAGGGUCAAAAAAGAGGAUUCGUCACGACGUCGCGAGUGACACACGCGACGCCGGCAGCACUAUACGCGAGAAGUCCAAGCAGGGCGUGGGAAUGCGACACGUCGAUACCAAAAAAUUUCACUCUCUGCAAAGACAUAGCCAGGCAACUCAUCGAAGAUAGGCCAGGAAUCGAUAUUAACGUUAUCAUGGGAGGAGGGCGGCAACAGUUCUUGGAUUAUGUAAGCCCGAGCGAACGAGACUAUUCCUGUUCGAGGGCCGACGGGCGCAACUUGAUCGCGUAUUGGGCCGACGAGAAAUGGGAACGGAACGCAUCAUUCGCGUACGUUCAGAACACGGAAGAGCUCCUGACGACAGAUCUCAGAAACGCCGAGUACCUCUUAGGUCUAUUCAAUAACGGACACAUGGCUACUGAAACGAACCGCGAUGCUUCAAUGAAAGGUCAACCUCACCUGUCGGUCAUGACAUCAAAAGCAAUACAACUCCUGUCCCAAGGCCAAAACGGAUACUUCCUAAUGGUAUGGACUCCCUAA
Messenger RNA from Notodromas monacha, 1227 nucleotides. The record is from the annotation of a GenBank genome assembly. Lineage: Eukaryota; Metazoa; Arthropoda; Ostracoda; Podocopida; Cyprididae.